This is a messenger RNA of Suncus etruscus (white-toothed pygmy shrew), 3558 nucleotides long. RefSeq names its product chromosome 15 C1orf198 homolog (gene C15H1orf198). The transcript has 5 exons. The record is from RefSeq and is a predicted model, not a curated record. NCBI's taxonomy places the organism in Eukaryota, Metazoa, Chordata, Mammalia, Eulipotyphla, Soricidae. The coding region runs from base 19 to 999 and encodes 326 amino acids.
GCGGGCAGCCGGCCGGCGAUGGCGUCCAUGGCGGCUGCGAUCGCGGCCUCGCGUUCGGCGGUCAUGGAGAGGAACCGGCCUUUGGACGACUGGGAGCGAAAGCGCUUCACCUACUUCUCCUCGCUGAGCCCCAUCGCCAGGAAGAUCAUGCUGGACAAAGAGAAGAUCCGCGAAAAGUACGGGCCCGAGUGGGCGCGGCUCCCUCCGGCGCAGCAGGACGAGAUCAUCGACCGGUGCCUGGUGGGGCCGAGCGCAGGGGCCCCUCGCGACCCCGGGGCCUCGGAGGACCGCGCGCGCUUCCCCAGUCUGCACGGGCCCACCGGCCUGAAGAUGGUGCGCUUUGGGGACGAGGACAUAACUUGGCAAGAUGAGCACUCUGCCCCAUUUUCCUGGGAGACAAGGAGUCAGAUGGAAUUCAGCAUUUCUUCCUUAACCAUUCAAGAGCCAAGUAGUGGCUCCACCACCAGUGAGCUGAGGCAGCCAUCCAAAACUACUCAGGGCUCACAAGCCCUGCGACCCUCCCAAGGCAGCAAGUCUUCCAGCCUGGAUGCUUUGGGUCCUGCCUGGAAGGAAGAGGAAGCAUCUUUCUGGAAGAUCAAUGCAGAACGGUCCCGAGGAGAGGGACCUGAGUCUGAAUUUCAGUCACUAACACCCAGUCAGAUUAAGUCCAUAGAGAAAGGUGAAAAGAUCUUACCCACCUGUUACCGGCAUGACCCUGCCUCAAAGGAUAGGGAGGCCAAGAUAGAAAGGUCAGGGAAUCCACGCCAGGACCAAAGUGUCCUUUCCAGCAUUAGUGUGGAGCAGGAGCGACCCCAGCUCACGAAGGCCUUUACUAGCACAGAGAAUGAUGCUACCAUAACAGAACCUGUGCCCAAAUUGUCCUCUCCUGAAGCCAGACAAGAGGAUGUGGAGGAUACGGAAGAUGCAGCUGUACCUGCACAGGUCAGUGCAAGUAAUAUCGUCUUGAAGACGGGAUUUGAUUUUCUGGACAAUUGGUAAAAUAUGUUGGGGUAGAAUAUUUAAAAACAAAAUAAAAAAAAACCAACAACAAAACAAACAAAAAAUAAGAAUCCCAAAAUGUUUUCCAGAGAGGUGUAGUGGAAGAGAAUGGUAUUUUUCCUCUGUACUUUUCUGGUUUUUGUAUAUUCUUUUCUUUGCAAAACCAGACAUAUGCUAUUUUCAAUUAUUUGUAACAUGUUUUACAAGACAAUAAGGAAUUCAGUAAAUCUUAUAUAUGAAACGUGUAUUCCUAGUUUACCCAAUUUCCCCCUUCCUGGUGAUUUUUCUUAUUCAUAUCUGAAAAACCAUAAAAGUGAUUUCCAUUUUUUUUUUUUACCAAAAUAUAUGGGAUCUUUUCUUGGCUUUUUGGCUAAGAUCAAGUAUAAACAAAAGUAUACACGAGAUUACCAUUGAUAGUUGUUGAUGAUAUUGUCAGCAAUAAAGGUAUUGGCAUAUUGACUGUAACCUUGGGGGAAUUUUGCCACACCCUGCCAUGUGGGCUCAUCCAAUUCACCCAGCUGCCAAGGACUUCAUUUCUAAAGCCACAUUUCUUGAAUAGUGUGCUAGCCUCAUGUCAUUUACAGAAAACAGACUUUUGGCACAUGGCAGAAAUCAUAUUUAAACUGCCCUGAUUCUUAUUCAAACUACUUGUCAUUGUUUAAAGAGUUGCAUGUUUAACAGUUUUAUGUAUUAACUUUUUAUUAUUUUGUAUCUGGGUUUAGCACUUAUAGAUUUAGCAGUUUCCCAAGUUUCUUGCAGUUUCCUUUUGGAAGUUCUCUGCUAUGUCUGUGGCACUCUGGUCUCUACCACUCUGAUGGUGGCACAUCUGCAGUAGUUAGAACUGAUGGCAAACCUGGCUGGAUGAUUUGGCUCUUCUACUUAGUUGUGUUAGAACUUUACAGCCUGAAAGUUUCCAUACUGGGUGAGCAGACACCUUCAUCCCAACGACUGGUCAAGCUACAUCACCAUGUGCCUGACUUUGGACAGAGCAGAAAAGUCAGAGUUACUACAUCGCCUCAGCAUCAUCCCCUGAAGACCUUUGUGGUCUUUGUGGUCCUAGCAGUGGCAUCUUCUGGAGCCAUACUUGUCUUCCCACGAUGGACUUUGCUGCUCAGGGUUUGGUAGGGAGGACUGUAUGCCUUACCCUAGAAAACCUUUACCCUGAGCUGUUUCAGUCUACAGUACUUAUCCAAGAAUACUCUCUCCAAGAAUGCUUUUCACUGUGUUCUCACCUAAAGCCUUAACCCCUGUGAAACCUAAAGCCUGCCAGUAAGAGCCUGGUUUCAGUAUAAAAAAUGUCUCUUAUAUUGCCUUCCGUUUCAAAAGGAUCAUCUUAAAUGAUUUCUAAAAUAUCUGAUUUCAAAGUAAAGCACACAGUAACUUUUUUCCAGAAGGUUUUGCCAAAGCUGUGGCUUUGCUGUAUUUUGGUUCCUGCCAAAUGCUUAACAUCUCUAAGCCUCAUUUGACCACUUGUGGUCUUGCUUUCCUUUUUUGGUGACUGACUGCAUCAAGACAAAUACAAGUUCUUUUAUGCUGUUUAAGUAUAGUUGAAUUAAAAAAAAAAAAAACAGAAAAAGGUAUGGUAACAAAGAAAGAAAAAGGGUAUGGUUGCAUGGUAACAAAGGAGAAAGUAGUGCAAAUAGUGCAGCAGGGUGCCAAUACCCAGCCUCUGGCUAAUACUCACUUUAACUUUUGGGUGGCAUGACUCAAUGCAUUGUUUUUCUUUUUAAAAAGAAAUCCAGAUGUGAAUUUGCUUUUCUUGGGUUGGUAUAAUAGGAAGAAAGAUUUGUGGGUCAGUCAAGCCUCUGACUAAUGUUUUGGAAGAUGUUUCUAACUUAAUUCCCAUGUUCUUAUGAAGUGUACUGUUCCUUUUAGAUUCUCUCAAUGAGCUGAAGCUUCUGCUACUUGUAGUAAGGGUACAGUACCCAGCAAUAUUUAGCGGAACAGUCUCUUGAGAUCAGAUCUGAAACAAAACUUGACAGGUGCUAGAGGAAAUCCUAAAUUUGUGUUAUAUUACACGGCUUUUAAAAUAAAAGAAUAUGAGGGGAGGAGAGUGCAGGAAGACAAAUGCAGGUCUUCCUCUGAACUCAGUCAGGCUAUACAGGCUGUUGUUACUUUGCCAUACUCCUGAGAAGUUAUGUAUAGUGUUUCAGGGAGGGGGAAAAUAAGCUCUUGUGUUUCCCUCCAUAGGAUGGAAUUAUUAUUUUAAGAAUACAUGCUUUUGAGUUUUUUACAAAGCCUAUCUGUAGUUUUGAAUACUACUCAUCUCCUCCUGCUUAUAGGACUCAGCUCAAGGAUUCACUAGCCUGCUUUUGAGUGACUAUUUUGAAAAUCUCCUUCAGGAAGUAAGAAACUUGUCUCAGUUCUUUCUCUUAGGAUUCCCCUCCCCACUUUUGGGAAUAUUGCCCACCAAUAAAAUCACCCAACUGGUACUUUACCCCACAUAAUUAUCAUCACAGCCUCCCUUUCUUUGAUAUACUUUUUAAAUUUGAAAGGUUCUUCAUGUAAAUCUCUUGUAUUUUAUAUUAAUAGUCUUUAAUAAAGUCAUUUAAACUAUGC